AAAUGGCUGUCGGAAAGUAAACCUUCGAUUAAAAACGUGUCGCGAUAGCGCAGCGUCGGUGCCUUUGAAGAUCAAAGUAAUCAUCCGGGGAAAAAUAACGGAAGAUCUGGAAUGGUUUCCAUUGGAUUUUAUAACCUUCGCAUUUUGAAGGAUUCUAUCGAUCGGACCCGGGGUGCACCCAUAAAACGAAAAAGGACAGUAAUUUAUGCCUUUGCCACUUCUCGACUUAUUUCGAAAUAAUGUGCGAGCGAUCUCCCACCGCGAGCGAAGAGGACGUGAGCAAAGAGGUCCGUCGAAGUGUAUCGGAGCCGCUGUCACUUUUUCAAAAAUGCCAGGAAUUUUCUCCCGACGUAGGAGAUCCCGCCGACGUCGACUUUUGGAUAAAGAACGAGGUUCCCCCCUUGGAAGCCAAAAAAUUGCCCAAUAACGACGAUUCGAGGGAACCGCUCAGCUCGGAGUGCUCCAGCGAUUCGACGAGAAACUACACGUUCGUAAAUCCCCAAGAAUUUAAAUGCCUCGAUUACGACGAGGAGGAGCCAUGCGUUUCGCCUAGGUUUCGUCCCUGCGGGACUUUCCACCCGGAAGAGGAGGAAGAGGGGGAAGAGGAAGAAGAACCGGACGUCGAGGGCACUUUGGCGAUAAUUAAACCGGAAGCCGUGGAAUGCCGACUGGAAAUUGAGUAUCGGAUAUUCGAGGAGGGCUUCGAGGUGCUCCAAAGGAGAUACCUACGGUUGACCCCCGAGCAAGUCGCGGAUUUUUAUUCCGCUCGUUACGGGCACCCCGACUUUGCCCGUCUCGUUUCGUACAUGUCUUCGGGUCCCGUAGUCGUUCUGGUUUUAUCAAAGCACCAGGCCGUUCAGGAUUGGCGAUUGAUAAUCGGCCCGACAAAGGUCGCGGAAGCUCUAUUGUACCACCCCGACAGCAUUCGAGCAAGAUACGGUCAAAAGGAAGAAGAGGAAUUCAGAAACGCCGUCCACGGAAGCGCGAAUCGCGAGCAGGCCGAACGAGAGAUCCAUUUCUUUUUCCCCGAAUUCAUCGUCGAGCCUUUGCCCAAAGAAGUCGCGGCCGCCGAUUACUUGUGGGAAGUCCUUAAUCCCGUGUUAGUCGAGGGCCUCUCCUUGGUAAUUAUCGACGGUCGCCAUAAAAAUUUGAUAAUUAAAAAAAAAAACAGAUACGUCUAUUUUGAUCAGUGUUGCAAGACCAAACCGGACGAUCCGAUCUCGUGGUUGGCAAACUGGCUCCUCGAGAACGAUCCCAAUAACCCGAAAAUACCGGAAGACCUAGCUCUCGUCCCCACGUGAGCUCGAUCGUUCUCCCGCUUGGAACAAGACCCAUCGAUCGUGGAAUAUCGCCUAUUAAAGUAU
This is a messenger RNA of Orussus abietinus, 1364 nucleotides long. RefSeq names its product nucleoside diphosphate kinase homolog 5. NCBI's taxonomy places the organism in Eukaryota, Metazoa, Arthropoda, Insecta, Hymenoptera, Orussidae. Gene Ontology annotation, biological process: UTP biosynthetic process; negative regulation of oxidative stress-induced intrinsic apoptotic signaling pathway; CTP biosynthetic process. Gene Ontology annotation, molecular function: nucleoside diphosphate kinase activity. The record is from RefSeq and is a predicted model, not a curated record.